UGUACUAUGUUACAUUAUCAUCAAGUAUGAAAAUUGGUACCAGUGAAUUCUUUGAUCAUGUGCAGAAUUUGUUUAAAAGUUGCGCUCGCGAUGGAUCAGAGAUUUUCCCGGGAUUCGUCGCCGGUAUCUUCCUCACCGUCCACGUAGGUGAUCUCGAGGAUCAACGCAGGGGAGGAAAACACUUUCCCAACGUGUCUGUCGAUGACGUUCAGCGGCGACAUUUGAGAAAGACAUCUGCCACCCUAUGUAGCUGUACCAUCUGCACGCAGGGUACCGUUGUUCUUGUUGGUGCUUCCGGUUGCCAAGCACCCUUCCAGGGGUGUAUCGCACCCGUAACGGUCUCACGCGUCAACAAAAUUCCAUCAUUACUUGUACUAAAAACCUAAAGGGAUUUAGAAAAAUGAUAUUUCUCUAUAUUUGUAUUACGUAGAGAUGA
Messenger RNA from Ceratina calcarata, 436 nucleotides. RefSeq lists its product as uncharacterized. Lineage: Eukaryota; Metazoa; Arthropoda; Insecta; Hymenoptera; Apidae. The record is from RefSeq and is a predicted model, not a curated record. The coding region runs from base 27 to 386 and encodes 119 amino acids. The transcript has 2 exons.